ACGACGUAUGGCACGCGCCUGAGCCCGAAACUGCUACCACGGCGCGCGCGCUCGACGAGACGAGACAGAGGGAUGGCGCAGCUCUGGGCGGUGUUCCUGGCCGUGGGGUCGCUCGCCAUCGGCCUGCUCGGGGUGCUCGGAGUCUGGCUCUGCUACCUGUUCCAGGCCGUGGCGCUGGGCCCACCUCCCGCCCCGCCGCCCGAGACGCCAGACACGAGCGACGACGGCGACGGCGACGACAAGAACGGGCUAUCGGAGGCGGAGCUGAGGCGGCUUGGCGGGGUCGUCCAGGCGGAGCCCGCAGUCGACGACGAGGAGGAGGCGCUCUGCCCCAUCUGCCUCGACGCCAUGGAGCCGGGCCGCGCCGUGCGCGUCCUCCCCGGCUGCAACCGCGCCUUCCACCAGGACUGCGUCGAUCGGUGGCUGGCCAUCUCGCCGCGCUGCCCCGUGUGCAACAUCUGGGCCACGCCGCAGUCGCCGCAGGCCUCGCUGACGGUGGCCAAGACUGCUCCGGGGUGCUGACACGGGGGGCGCGCGCGCGCUUUCUUGGUUCUUGACGAUUCUUGGUCCGCCUCUGAACUUCUGAUCAAGAAGCGUUCUUGACGUAACUCCAGUUAGUUUUCUUGGCUCGGGAGAGCGGUUCUUGUUGGUUUUCUUAGUCUGCUACUAGUACAUGGUUGUGUACAGGAUUCUUGGAUGGGAGACUGCAUGUAGUUACUAGAAAGAAAUGAGUAGGCUUUUGCAGAUUUUGGUCUCUUUUCUUCUAGCAGAUCGUCACAUUUGACCGCAUUUGGUCUCUUUGAUGAACGAGAAACAGUAAAUGCCGCGAAGAUAGCAAAUUAUGAUGUGGGAUAGCAUGUCGAUCCUAUUAAUCAGACGCCGAUUCUGAUUUUGUCGAUUUUUAUUCUUUCUUUGAGCUGUCGGUUGGAAACAUACUGCAAACGUCUGGUUCAAAAUCAGAAGCGGUUACUCAGUGAAACAGUUACUCUGC
Triticum aestivum (bread wheat) is the source of this 991-nucleotide messenger RNA. Its product is annotated as E3 ubiquitin-protein ligase ATL23-like. NCBI's taxonomy places the organism in Eukaryota, Viridiplantae, Streptophyta, Magnoliopsida, Poales, Poaceae. The record is from RefSeq and is a predicted model, not a curated record. Bases 73 to 522 code for a protein of 149 amino acids. The transcript has a single exon.